This is a messenger RNA of Tachyglossus aculeatus (Australian echidna), 3567 nucleotides long. RefSeq names its product basic proline-rich protein-like. The record is from RefSeq and is a predicted model, not a curated record. NCBI's taxonomy places the organism in Eukaryota, Metazoa, Chordata, Mammalia, Monotremata, Tachyglossidae.
AUGCCCCGAGACGACUCCCUGGACACCCGCAUGAAGGAGUCGGUAGGGGUCUUCCACGCUUUGGGGCCGAGGAGCCACGCCCCGGCCGGCCAACCUGCUCUCCGCGGGCCCGCGAGCACGAGCCUCCGGAAACGCCAGACCGCCGCGGGGUUCCCAGGACGGAGGCUGGAAGCUUCAUUCACCGGAUACGAUGAAGGAGAGCCCUCGGCCCGGGCCGUUCGGGCCCAGAAGCUAGGCGGCGGUGCCGAAGACCAGCUGCCAUCGUGGAGCCGGGCCGCGGAGGAUCCCAGGUCAGUGCCCUUCCCUUCGCGCGACCCAGAGCGGGAGCCCCGAGGCCCAGUCGGUAGGCACUCCUACCCGGUGGCUGGGCCUCCCCCGGCCCACCGAGCCCCGUUGCCCGGCUCGAGGGUUCCAUCCGGGCUCGCCGCCCCGGACCCAGCAGGCGAUGCCCAUCAUGGCCUCCCGCCCCGUCCCCACCUGACCAUACCGAGAUUGUCCCGGCCGGGGUCCCCCAGCCGUGACGGUAGCUGGCAGCCCCUGCCCUGGAGGCUGUCCACGGUCCCUGAACCAGUCAGGUCGCGGCCCAUCGGCAAGGACCAGAGGCCAGCGCGCGAAGCCAUGAAGCUGCGGGCCCAAAGGGAGCGAGAGACCCGAUGUCCCCCCUGCCCCCCCUCACCUCCUCGUGAUAUCUGGGACGUGGGGCCGCGCGUGGCUCCCUACGACCCCUGUCCUUCGGACGGCGCUCGGCCCUUCAGCGGCCCUGACUGGCCGCCAGAGAAGUCCAGUCGCGAGGACGCCCUCCCGGGGAACAGCAGCAGGCGCUGCGAAUCGCUCGGCCCGGGCACCAGCCCCAAGGACAUCGAGUUGUUGCUCGCCGAGUUUCAGAUCCCUCCGCUCCUCUCUCCACUGAGCGACGACGACACCCCCGAGGGCCCCAGGAAUCCCACACCCCCCAGGCCAGUCCGAGGAGGUAAGGCAUUCGGAACGUCCAACCCGGCAAAUGGGUCGGCUGUUUCGCCCGCGGGAUCCAGCCGUCCUGAGCGAGCUCUGGCUUCAUCGCCAGAGCCCGGUUCGAGCUCUGUGGACUCCGCCAAGGAGCUGAAGGACUCUAGGAUCCGUCCGCUCCACCCCGCUCGGGGGGAAGACGCGGGUCCGGCCUCGGAGCUCCAGGCCCAGAGCCUGAUAGUUCCAGCUCAACGGCAGGAUUCAGGACGGCCCUCGGCACCGGAUUCUCGGGCCCGAAGACCAUCGUGGACACGGAACGAGACGGAUUCCGGGUUAGUGCCAUUCUCUUUACCCUCCGCGGAGCGCGCUCCCCUUGGUCCAGCCCUUCGGAAGCCACAGCCCCCGGCUGGGGCCCCCAUGGCCCACCCAGACCCCUUGUCUGUCUCGAGGGUCGAAUCCGGGCUCCCUGCCCAGGACCCAGCAGGCGGUGCUCCUCCUAGGCCCCCACCCAGCCUCGCCAUCCGGGGCUCCCGGUCUGGGGCCCCUAGCCUGGACUUGAGCUGGCAGCCCCUGCCCUGGAGGCUGCCCACUCUCCCUGAACCAGUCAGCUCGCUGCCCAUAGGCGAGGGCCAGAGGCCAGCGCGUGAGGCUAUGAAGCUGCGGGCCCAACGGGAGCGGGAGAUCCGAUGCCCCCCCUGCCCCCCCUCACCUCCUCGUGAUAUCUGGGACGUGUGGCCGUGCCUGGCUCCCUACGACCCCGUUCGUUCGGACGGGGCUCUGCCCAGGUGCCGCGCUGGCUCGGCGCCAGAGCAGCCCAACCGCGAGGACGGCCUCCCGCGGAGAAGCACCGGAAGUCUUGACUCCCUUGCGGCCCAAGAGGGGGAAACUGGGCCCGUCACCAGUCCCGUGGAUAUCGAGAAGGCGCUCGCCGAGUUGCGGAUCCUUCCGCUCCUCUCUCCUCUCAGCGAAGACGAAAGCCCGGGGGGUCCCAGGACGCCCAAAGCGACCGGAGCCGUCCAGGCAGGUAAGGCUCGCGAAGCGUGCACCCCGGGGCAGGGUGCCGCUGGUUUGCUCCCGGGGUCUCGAGGUCCUGAGCGCGCUUUGGCCGCGACGCGGCCUGCCUCGACCUCGGUGGACCAGGCCAAUGGGCUGAGGGAGUUGCGCACUGCUCCGCGCCGACCCCCUCCGAGGGGAGGCGCGGUUCCCGAGUGUCCAAGGGGGACGGACGUCAAGCCCUCCACGGACGCAGAUGGCUAUCAGGCUCAUGCGAUGCAUGAAACAAGAAGCUCUACCCGGGACAAGAGAGCCGAGAGUCUUGGGCAGGCCCAGCACAGCCCUCUCGGCGCCAACCGGGACACCAAGGGCCCUCUCCAGAGCGAGGACGAGCGCCCAGGGAAGGAAGCCACGGGAGGUCGUACUAGAGCAAAUCGUCCCAAGGGAAGCUGGGGUUGGAGCCACGUCUGGGCCCCCAGGGAUGGAAAUGCAGACGGCUGCCGUCCGAGCCCCGAAGAGGGCAACGAGCCUCCUCUGUUGGACCGCCCUGUUGAAGAGAAGGGGAAAUGGAGGCGGCCUUGGCGCAAACGGAGCAGAAGCCGGGAGGAGCUCAGCCCGCAACCGGGGAAAAGGGCCCGGGGCCCGUUGGCCUCCCGCCCCCAAAGGUCCCUGGAGGUUAGCCCCGGUGUGGCAUCGACGGGCCUCGGUCCCUGUGACCUGGCUGCUUUCCGUGGCGGCCGCGGCGGCUCGGGCGGCACACGCCCCCCUCGCCAGACCCCACGGCUCCAGGUACGGAGCCCCGAAGCUGCAGCCCCCGGGAAGGACUCAGGACAGCCCGCAGCCCCGGAGGUCCGGUUCGAGAAGCCUGACGGGAGCGACGAGGCCCAACGAUCACCGCCCACUCGGAAGAGCAAGCAUUCCAGGUUAGCCCUUCGCUGCCCUUUGCCGGCCGCAGGUCGGCCGCCCCUAUUGCCAGCGCCUCGGGCUCCACCACAGCCACCGGCCGGACCCCUUUCGGCCGAACCCGCCCCCUUGCCAGGCCCUAGGUCCCAUGCGCAGCCCCGGCUUCCGCCCCCUCCCCAGCUCCCCCUUCCCAGCUCCCGGCCCAGAGCCCCUGUUCCGAUCGAUUUCAGCAGCCAGCCCCUGCCCUGGAGGCUGCCCACCGUCCCUGGCCCUGUGAGGUCACUGCCCAUUCCCAAGGAUCUGAGGCCAGUCCGCGAGGCCAUGAAGCGCCGGGCCCAGAGGGCCCGGGAGAUCCCAUGGCCCCCCUCACCUCCUCGUGAUAUCUGGGAUGUGUCCAGGCGCCGGCCUUCCGACCACCGUUUUCCAUCCAGGGGCGCUCUGCCCGGGAACCCAGGUAGGCUCGGGGGCGCACCGGUGCGAAGCCGAAAGCGGAGCAGCCGCCACAUGGCUCUGAAGACCUGUCCUGGGACCUGCAUCCGGUCGGCAGGAUGCCGGGAGAGCCGAGGCCCGGGCAGUGGCGGCUCGGAAGGCCCGUCCUUGCCCACCCACCUCCGCACCAAGCGAAAACUCCGCACACUUGGCGCCAGAGCAUUCAAUCACUUUGUCUCCCUCGACCUCACCUCGCCCCUCUCCGACUACAACGCAGCCGGCACGCCUCGUUCCUAA